Helianthus annuus (common sunflower) is the source of this 1917-nucleotide messenger RNA. RefSeq names its product AUGMIN subunit 8. Gene Ontology annotation, biological process: centrosome cycle; spindle assembly. The transcript has 6 exons. The coding region runs from base 1 to 1917 and encodes 638 amino acids. Gene Ontology annotation, molecular function: microtubule binding. The record is from RefSeq and is a predicted model, not a curated record. Lineage: Eukaryota; Viridiplantae; Streptophyta; Magnoliopsida; Asterales; Asteraceae. Gene Ontology annotation, cellular component: nuclear microtubule; centrosome; cytoplasm.
AUGGAUGCACAAGAGAACCCGAGGCCAUCGUCGAAUGUUGGUGAAAGUAACGAAGGAACGCAUCGCCAUGGUAGGUCAAGAUCAGGUUGGGGAUUAUCCACAGCAGUUCACGCGGUCCAUGGUGUGGGAUUCGUGGCGAAAAAGGUUAUUAACAAUAGGUAUACGGACUCUUUAUGGCAUACUAGAAAGAGCUCUUCAAGUGCUUCUGGUCCGUCUGAUGGAUCAUCAGACGCCAAACGAGAGAAUCAUUCUCAUGAAACCGCUAGUCAUCACUCCUCGCAACCGUCCUUGAAUGUAGAAGAAAAUGAACAACCUACUCAUGAGAGGGAAGAUGUUCCUUUGCAAGGAAGAAAUGUUAACACGACGGGUUCAAACGUUGGUGAUCAGUUAGAGGAUUUGAAACCUCAAGAAGUCGAUGAGCGAUCAGAGAAUAAAAAACCGACAGAUGGAUCACAUGUUAAGUCAGUUAAUCAGCAUCGAUGGCCUAGCAGCAGCACAGCUGGUUCUACUGUUUGGCCUAGCACAGCGGCAGGAAACUCAAAACCAUCAGCUAGCUCACAUGGUAGACACGUUAAUCAGCACCGAUGGCCUGGCACAACAAGUUCGAAUGUUGUUAACCAGUCGGAGAAUUUGGAACCUUCAGAUGGUUCACAUGCUAAGCCAGUUAAUCAACAUCGGUGGCCUGGGACAGCAGGUUCUAAUGUUUUAAAUAAAACCAUUAAUAAUUUUUAUGAAGCUAGUAGGGUACCUAAGCUCAAUAGAAAGUCCUUCCCAUAUAGUAAGCCUUCACAAGAAUCUUCAACCAAUGCUACAAAUCCACCAUCGUCAUCAGUUGUUGAUGACGAUAAGGUUAUUGAAUCCCAACCUUCUUCACCAAACAAGUCACAUGUUUUAGCCUCGAGAGGUGUUAGUCCCUUGCGUACAAGGGCCUUUACCAAAGGGGUCAAACCUUCACAUGUUGUUAGAGGGGCUAGCCUGACCCCUGCUACCAGGGGUGAUAGUGAUACCACCACCACAAGAGAGUCCAGCCUAGUGUCCACUAGAGGGGUCAGCCCGACUCCAUCUAGAGAGGUCAUCCUGACGCCCGCUAGAGGGGUCAGCCCAACUCCAUCCAGAGGGAUCAGCCCGACGCCCUCCACAGGGGUCAGCCCGACGCCAACUAGAGAAGUUGGUCAUGAUGCUAGAGAUGUUAGUCCUACCCCAAUGAAACCGCAUAAGUCAUCUGGCCGAAGACACUUCUUCAGUGCAAAUAUACUUUCAGUUUUCACUAAAAUCGUCGAUAAUAGAAAGGAAAAGCACGUGUCAGAUCUCAAAGAAGCAGCUCAGCAUCUGGAACUACUUUACAAUAUACAAGUGCAGUGGCAAUUUGCUAACGCGAGUGCAGAAGCUGCGCUGGAUCAUCAAAGGAAAACUGCUGAGAAGUCUUUAUCUGAUGUGUGGAGAGCUAUCUUAGAACUCCGGGAUUCUUUAGCUUCAAAGAAAGUCGAUAUGACCUUGCUGAUACUUCAGCUAAAGCUUUAUGCUGUUUUAUAUCGACAAAUGGCGUACAUUGAUGAGUGGGCUUCAAUUCAAAAGGAGCACGAAUCUGCCUUAUUUGCAACCGCUAAUGAUCUACAAGCAAGAAGCCUUUCACUUCCAAUUACCGGAGGGGUAAAGGCAGAUAUUAAGAGUUUGAAGUUGAUUGUUUUUUCGACCAUCCAAGUACUACAGGCAACGAUAUCAUGUAUACAGUCAACACUAUCAAAGCUGGACAAAACACAUUUCCUGGCUUCUGAACUUGCCAAUUUAGUAUUACAUGAAAGAGCUCUUCUUGAUGAAUGUGAAAUAUUUUUGGCUUCAGCAGCUCCUUUACAUAUAGAAGAAUGCAGCCUUAGGAGCUAUCUAUUGCAGUUCAACCGAACUAACAUGACCGAAUAA